Molecule: messenger RNA, 2739 nt
Organism: Dendrobium catenatum
Lineage: Eukaryota; Viridiplantae; Streptophyta; Magnoliopsida; Asparagales; Orchidaceae
Product: midasin-like
Exons: 9
Coding region: 142-2739 (865 amino acids)
Biological process (GO): rRNA processing; ribosomal large subunit assembly
Cellular component (GO): preribosome, large subunit precursor
Molecular function (GO): ATP hydrolysis activity; ATP binding
Source: RefSeq, a predicted model, not a curated record
UUCCAUUUUUAUUUGUUAAUCUUGUAGGUGAUAAGCGUUUCAGAAAGAUUUCGUUUGUUUGGUACAAUAUCAACCUCAACACAUGAAUUUCGUCAAACAACUGAAGGAAGGCUUUCCCUUAGCGUCUUUUGGAGGAAAGUCAUGGUUCGGGCUCCCAGUAGAGAUGAUAUGAUUGAUAUAAUUAAUGCAAGAUAUCCAAUUUUAGACUUCUUAUCCUCACAGCUUGUUGAUACAUUUGAGCGGGUCAACUCUGUUGUUUCUUAUCAAAUAGGAGUCAUGUCAGCUUCUGCUUUCAAUAGAUUCUCUUUAAGGGAUCUUCUCAAAUGGUGCAAGAGAAUUGCAGCGUUGCCUCUUAACUUGUUUGCCUUUGGCUUAUCAUUAUCAGAUUCAGAAAAUAUUUAUCAAGAGGCUGUUGAUUUGUUUGCGGCUUUCUUGCCCAUGUCUGAAAACCGUUCAUUGUUGAUCAGAGAAAUUGCUAACUUAUGGAGUGUUCCUCUUGAAGGGGCAAUGUUGUACCCUUCAAACAAGCCAACCCUUCAGAUGCGGCUAUCACGCCUUCAAGUUGGGCGAGUUGCACUCCAGCGUGUUAAAAGAAUUGAUAUUCAUGAUAGGCAGCCUUUUGUUAGUAUUCGUAGUGCUCUACAGUCACUUGAGCGAAUAGCUUGUUCCGUUAAGUACAAUGAACCGGUUCUUCUAGUAGGUGAAACUGGAACAGGAAAGACAACGCUUGUACAGAAUCUGGCUAUGAUGCUUGGGUACCCUCUGAUUGUUAUGAACUUAAGCCAGCAAACUGAUGUUGCUGAUCUGCUGGGUGGCUAUAAGCCUACUGAUGCACAGUCAAUAUGCAUGCCUCUUUAUCAUGAAUUCAAGGAGUUGUUCUGCAAGACUUUUUCCAAGAAGGAUAAUGAAGCUCUGCUUCGCCAGUUUGAGAUAUUCAUAUUAGAAAAGAACUGGAAAAAAUUACUGCAUGCUUGCCAGAAGUCGGUUCACUUUGUCCAGAAACUGUUGGCUAAAACAAGAGAAUCUGGCUGUGGCUCGAAGAGAAAGAGGCCAUUGAUUGAAGAGACAGUUCAAAAGUGGGAGUCAUUGUCUUUGGGGCUUGACGGUGCUCUUAAGAAGAUUAGUGUCUCUUCAGCAAUGUCUUUUAAAUUUGUGGAGGGUGCUUUUGUAAGUGCUUUAAAAAGUGGGCAGUGGCUUUUGUUAGAUGAAGUAAAUCUUGCUCCGCCAGAAACACUGCAGCGAAUUAUUGGUGUCCUUGAUGGAGAUCUUGGUACUUUGUGUCUUGCAGAGAGGGGUGAUGUAGAUUAUGUUGAACGUCAUCCUGAUUUUCGUUUAUUUGCCUGCAUGAAUCCUGCCACUGAUGCUGGAAAGAGGGAUCUUCCAUUUGCAUUCAAGAGUCGGUUUACUGAAUAUUUUAUUGAUGAUGUUUUUGAUGAUGAUGAUCUAAUUCUAUUUGUUAAUCAAUACCUGGGUGAAGGUAACGCCACAACUGAAUUGUCAAACAGGAUUGUUCGGUUUUACAAAUCAGUGAAGAAGGAAUCUGAGGAGAGGUUGCAGGAUGGUGCUAAUCAGAAGCCACAGUUCAGUUUACGGUCCCUAGCUCGAGCACUCAAUUAUACCAAGAUGGCUGAAAAGAGAUUUGGAUUCAAAAAAGCCCUUUAUGAUGGCUUUUGCAUGUUCUUUCUUACUCUUUUAGAUGCCCCCAGUGCUGCCAUUAUGCACGACUUGAUAUUGUCGAACUUGUUAUCAGGUGGCAUGCCUCAUGAUAUCCCUUUUAAUAGUUAUUUUUCUGGAGAUUUGGCUCCUCUUUAUGCUUCCCAGAUAAAGUCUUUCGUGGAAAAUUAUGUUCUUACAAAUACUGUUAAAGUGCAUCUUAAAAACCUUGCCCGUGCCUUCUACAUUAAGAGGUAUCCUGUUCUUCUGCAGGGACCCACAUCCAGUGGAAAAACUAGUCUUGUUCAGUAUCUAGCUUCAGUUACUGGUCAUGAAUUUGUCCGCAUCAACAAUCAUGAACACACUGAUCUCCAGGAAUAUUUUGGUUCAUACAUAACCGACUCUCAUGGUAGGCUUCAGUUCCAAGAAGGUGUGCUGUUGAAGGCUGUUCGGAAGGGAUAUUGGAUUGUCUUGGAUGAACUUAAUCUUGCUCCAUCUGAUGUAUUGGAAGCAUUAAAUAGGCUUCUAGAUGAUAAUAGAGAAUUGUUUGUGCCUGAACUACAAGAAACAAUAUCGGCACAUCCAGACUUUAUGCUGUUUGCCACGCAGAAUCCUCCAACUAUAUAUGGUGGACGAAAAAUGCUCUCAAGGGCCUUCCGCAACCGUUUUCUGGAGAUUCAUGUUGAUGAAAUUCCUGAUGAUGAAUUGACAACUAUUCUAGAGAAAAGAUGCUGCAUUCCGGCAAGUUAUGCCUCAAGAAUGGUUGAGGUAAUGAAAGAUCUGCAGUUGCAUAGGCAAAGCAGUAAAGUGUUUGCUGGAAAGCAUGGUUUCAUAACACCACGGGAUUUGUUUCGUUGGGCUAACCGAUUUAGGUUUUUUGGCAAUUCAUAUGAGGACUUGGCUAAGGAUGGGUAUUUUCUUCUCGCUGAAAGAUUGAGAGAAGAGAAUGAGAAGAAUGUUGUGAGGGAGGUGCUGGAACGUCGACUAAAUGUGAAACUACUAAUCAAUGACUUAUACAAAGCGGUAUAUUCUAUUUCUAUAACAUCUUUAUCAAAGAUCAAUAUGCUACAUUUAAAUUUGGUUUAG